UAUAUAGAGAAGAUCAUCAUCAGCUAGCAGUAAAAAUGGUAGAUGAACAUGAUCGAUUGUUGCCGAUCGCGAAUGUGGGUAGGAUCAUGAAGCAAAUCUUGCCACCAACCGCCAAGAUUUCCAAAGAAGCCAAACAAACAAUGCAAGAAUGUGCGACAGAAUUUAUAAGUUUUGUAACUGGUGAGGCAUCUGACAAGUGUCACAAGGAGAAUCGCAAGACAGUGAAUGGAGAUGACAUCUGUUGGUCUCUGAGUUCUCUAGGGUUUGAUAACUACACUGAGGCUAUAGUAAGGUAUUUACAUAAAUAUAGAGAGGCUGAAAGAGAAAGAGCUAACCAUAAUAAAGCUACUGCCACUGCUACUCAAGACAAAGAUGAAGAUGACUCAGACUACAAAAGUACCCAACACAAGCUUCAAACUGAGACUCCGACUCCAUUAGAGUUUAUGGUUCUUGAGAAGGGUAACAGCAGCUCUCCCAGAAAGCCAUCCUGAUGAUGAGCAAUCUUGCCUUCUAUUUUAAGAUGGAGAUCGAGGAAGAAGAAACAGCAAGACUAUAUGGAAUUCAGAGGUUUAAGAGACUUAGCUAGUAUAAUAAAGACUUCAAUUUCUUGAGAAGGUGUAAUGAUGAGUUAUGAGAAGAUUGGGGUCUACUGUAUCAAUUGGGUUGCAAGUCUGAGGUAACAUUAAUCUUUCUGGAACUGGUUUUUCCUGUCUUCUCCCAUGAAACUUAUAAUUUCCCUUUUUCUUUUUAAGUGAAGUAAUCAUAUUUGUAAUAUCUUAGCUUGUGCUUUGGAAUUUAGAAAAAAUAUACUUUCUAAGGUAAUUGCAUCUACCAGUCCUUGUGAUUUUGAGUUUUAGCUCAUAGUCUUUUUUUUUAAUAUAAAAAGAGAAGAAAAUUAAUUAAUUA
Molecule: messenger RNA, 906 nt
Organism: Hevea brasiliensis (rubber tree)
Lineage: Eukaryota; Viridiplantae; Streptophyta; Magnoliopsida; Malpighiales; Euphorbiaceae
Product: nuclear transcription factor Y subunit B-4
Exons: 1
Coding region: 36-491 (151 amino acids)
Biological process (GO): regulation of transcription by RNA polymerase II
Cellular component (GO): nucleus; CCAAT-binding factor complex
Molecular function (GO): protein heterodimerization activity; DNA-binding transcription activator activity, RNA polymerase II-specific; RNA polymerase II cis-regulatory region sequence-specific DNA binding
Source: RefSeq, a predicted model, not a curated record